This is a messenger RNA of Labeo rohita (rohu), 5851 nucleotides long. It is a transcript of the gene ralylb, whose product is annotated as RNA-binding Raly-like protein. The transcript is spliced from 9 exons. Bases 1081 to 1956 code for a protein of 291 amino acids. Gene Ontology annotation, cellular component: nucleus. The record is from RefSeq and is a predicted model, not a curated record. Gene Ontology annotation, molecular function: RNA binding. Lineage: Eukaryota; Metazoa; Chordata; Actinopteri; Cypriniformes; Cyprinidae.
CAUACACAUACACACCUCACGUUACUUGUUUAUCGUCAGAAAAACAAAAAGACGAAGAGCAAGAGCAACAAAGACGGCGUUGAGAGGCUCUCUUUAGACGUUACGUUGAGUCUGACAUCAUGGGAGCUCCGCAAGCUUAAAAGAGACGGUAAAAAAUACAACGGGAGAAUCACAGAAGGCUCUCAGUGUGGAAUGAUAACGACUAACUAACGGCGUCUCCUGUCAGCUCCUCUUCCCGCCGCUCAAGGCAGCAGCAGUCACGUGACAGCAGCGAGGGCUCACAGACCGAGAGAACGCGCUUCAUUCGCCAUACUGUGUUUUGUGCCAUAACGCAUUUUUAUCGCAACAUUUUACUCCCACUCGGUGAGUACGUUUCCAGGCCUUUUUGUAACCCUUUUUGUCUUUUCACUUGCUCUUUUUUAUUUUUUCUCUCUCCUUUUGCUGGGCUUUGAGCGUUGAGAUUUGAAAAAGUGUUGUUUUGAGGCGUUUUUCCAUCCGUACCUCAAGUUUUCAGUAUGCAGUGAUUCCUAUCGGGGCUAUUCAGUACUGAGUGACACUGGCCAAGUACGUGCUUGCAGUCGUGUGAAAUCAUGCAACUGGUUUUUAAAUGGCCUUGGCAGUUCCAUUUUUACGUAUGUACGAUGAUGUUUGUUUUGAACCCUUUUUCCUUUUUUGUUCUCUGCCAUAGACUUUUGCUGUAGAUAUGCUUUGCUUGUAUUUUGCGCUGUUGUUCAUGAGAGUUUUGUCAUUUUGAUGUCACCGAGCGAAGCAUUUGCUUUUAUUUUGGUCUUUUCUUUACCCGAAAGUCAUUUUCAGACCUGGUGACGUUUUAAUGGAAACUUUUCUUGCAGCUUACCUGUCACGUUUGUUUAUUUUUGCUGGUUUUUCUUUCCUUUUUCAAUGCCUUAUACUUUUGCAGAUGAUUUUGAGGUGAAGUGAUUUUUGGAGGUGCGCAUUUUUCACGUAGAUGAUGCAAAUUAAGGUGGCUGUGAAGGGAAUAAUUGUUUCUUUGGGGGAAAUAUCAAUCAGUGCGUCUUUGCUUUCACCGAAGAUGAACAGACUCUCCUUUGCAGGAGAAGAAUGACCGGGAAGAGUCAGACCAGCAAUGUCACUAACAAGAACGACCCGCGCUCCCUCAACUCACGGGUCUUUAUCGGCAACCUUAACACGGCCAUCGUGAAGAAGGCCGACAUCGAGGUCAUCUUCGCCAAGUACGGCAAGAUCGUGGGCUGUUCGGUGCACAAGGGUUACGCUUUCGUCCAAUACAUGAGUGAAAGGAACGCACGGGCGGCCGUGGCAGGCGAGAACGCCAGGAUUAUCGCAGGACAGCCGCUGGAUAUCAACAUGGCCGGAGAGCCGAAACCCUACAGGCCUAAAGCAGGAUCCAAACGACCCCUGACUGCUGUCUACAGUGGUUAUGAAUUUGAUUAUGAUUACUACAGGGAUGAUUUCUACAAUAGGCUCUUUGACUAUCACGGACGGGUGGCUCCUCCACCGAGGGCAGUGAUUCCUCUGAAACGCUCGCGAGUGGUGCUUCCAUCCACUCGACGCGGGAAGAGCUCGUUCCCUAUUAAAACCUCCUCCUCUUCUUCCUCAAGACCCCCAUCAUCCUCAUCGUCCUUCUCCUCUGGGCUGAAAUUGAAGUCCGAUCAACUCCAGACUAUCAAACGUGAACUGACUCAGAUCAAGAUGAAGAUCGACUCUCUUCUGGGCCGCCUGGAGAAGAUCGAGAAGCAGCAGAGAUCUGAGUGCGAGCCUCAUAGGAAAUAUGAGGACAACUGCGACUCUUUGCACGAGGGGUCGAUAUCAGAGACGGCAGACAACUCCGGAGAGGAAGGAGGAGAGGGACAGCUGGACGCGGAGGCGGGAGAGAUGACGGAUGGCGGCGAGGAUGACUACGACGAGGAAGGCAGCACUGAUCUGAUGGAGAAUCAUGUGUCUGAUAUUGACAACUGAAAAGUUCGACAUCCAGAGAAGAAAUCAACUCUGCAUUGAACAGAAGAUGUGAAACUCUGUGGAGACGGACAUCUCUCCUCAAAGAGGCCAGGAAGGCUCUCGAUUGGCUGAUUAGACGCAGAGCAAAUAUUUUGACAAGUUUAGCAUCUACCGCUGUUUUUCAUUAAAUAGCAUCUGGCGCAUUCAAUCAUAUAUGAUUUGCAUAUCUCCUGUAAAAGGCAAGUACGUUCACAUUUAAUUUUGUUCAAAUAAGUUCACAUCAUGCAAACACUAAAGUUUAGUUUUUUCUUCAAGGAUAAUUUUCCUCGAACAAAGAUGAAAGGUUUUUACAGUCUGUGUGUGGAAAAUGAGCCUUAAAUGUCAGAAAAAUGUAACAUGGUGUUUUUAAAACCUUCAGUAUUAUUUAAAUAAUUCUAGAAUUUUAAAACGGUCUGACAAAGAACACGUUUCAUUAGAAGCCAAAACAUCCGUUUUCUGAAAAUAUGUUUUCUGUGUAGAAAUGUAAUUGUACUCCAUAGAUCAAAAUAUAUAUAUCAUUUUUUGAUUCUCAGACCAAGUCAAGUAAAAUAACUAGUCAAGCAUUUUAGCUCCAAACUGCCACAUCAGUUUCGUCAGACUCCUUAUACACAUUUCAGGAUGGCUGAAAUAUUGUCAGACCGCUGUAACUCUAAAAAUUGAAUUAUGUCUUAAUGUGUCAUAAUUUGUAAUGAUACUGUAAAGAUGAUAUUGUCUGUACAUCGUCACUGUAUUUCGUUUUUAUCAUGCAUAGCUGUGUGUAAUUCAGAGCGACAUGUAGUAGCCACUGUUUCCGUUCUCUAUGAUGUCAUUCAGUAUGGAGUGUGUCAUAAUGAACUCUAUUUUUGUAUGGCAGAUUUACAGAAAAAGCUUCAGAAUAUUCAUAUUUGUUCUGCUGACAUUUUCAUUCUGCUACUGUACAUAAUUUGUUUAAAUGAGAAUGUGAAAGAUGUGUAUAGCUUAAAAAAAAGAAAAAGAUUAAUGGAAAAUGGAUCCAUUGGACAAAAUUUGAUUCUUUUCUAUAUUUUGAAGUCAGUGUCAUGGUUGAGAGAAAAACGAUUCUAUACGGUUUAGGUCGCUGGUCUCAUAACAGCUCAGCUCAGAGACCUAGUAAUGUAACUGAAUUACUUCAUAUUGUAUAGAAAUGUAAACUAUUUGUAAAGAUAUUUUUAUGAUUGGCAUGUUGAUUAUUUUAACGUAUUUUCAGUUGUUUCAUUUGUUGUCUGGCUGUAGGCUUUGUGGUUUAGGAAAAGACUGCCAUUACAAUCACUAUAUAAAAAUUGCGAAAAAUAAAAAUGUUUUUACUAUAUUUAUUGUGGAGCAGAACCGAAUACAAUAUUUAAAAUUCAUUCUUAAUGUGUUGGCUUUAAAGGAAUAGUUAAACUAAAAAUGAACAUUUCCAUUCGUUCGUUUCUUUAUCAGAACGGAUUUGAAGAAAUUUAACAUUAUUUGCUCACCAAUGAAUCCUCUGCAGUGAAUGGGUGCCGUCAGAAUGAGAGUCCAAACAGCUGAUAAAAACAUCAUAAUAAUCCACAAGUAAUCCACAUCACUCCAGUCUAUCAGUUAAAGCCUUGUCAAGUGAAAACAUGAAUGUUGGUAAGUUUUUAAUCACAGGAUUCGUACAGACACUGUAAAAAGAAAUUCCGGGACUUUCAAGGACUUUUCAAGUACCACUUUUUUCAAGGACUUCAAACAGAGACUGCACUUAUCAAACAAUGUCUUUCAAAUUUUAAAAAGAUAAAUAGAUAAUAAAUAAAUAGACAGAUAAUUAAUGAUUCACAUGCCAUCAUUUCAGAUCAGGGCUCUGAUUGUGAAUCAUUAAAUUCAUGAAAUGAUUCACGAACCCGCUCCAAAGUCUCAAUAUGAAUAAUAAAUCCUGAAUUAUCAUUUCAGAUCAGGACUCAUUCAUUUCACGAAAUGAUUCACUAACCCACUCUGAAGUCCAUUUGCGAACCCGCUUUUGAAGUCAAAUGAUUCCUGACACGUGUCCGAUCUAAGUUAAAUGAUUAGCGAACCCGCUCCAGAUUUAGUCCUGAUCUAAAUCAAAUUAUUCACGAUUAGCGAAGUUCUGAUCUAAAUCAAAUGAUUUGCAAUAUGCAGUUUGAAUUCCCGAUCUAAAUUAAAUGAUUCGCGAUUAGCGAAGUUCCUACAUAAAUUAAAAGAUUUGCAAACCUGCUCCGAAGUCCCAAGCUAAAUCAAAUGAUUCACGAUACGCAAGUUUCCAAUCUAAGUCAAAUGAUUUGCGAACCCACUUCGAAAUCCUGAUCUAAAUCAAAUGAUUUGCGAUGCACGAUUUGAAUUCCUGAUCUAAAUCAAAGCAAAGUUCCGAUUUAAGUCAAAUUAUUUGCGAACCUGCUCCAAAGUCCCAAUCUAAAUCAAAUAAUUCACGAUUAGCGAGGUUCCAAUCUAAAACAAAUGAUUCACGAUAUGCGAUUUGAAUUCCCAAUCUAAAUCAAAUGAUUCAUGAUUCGCGAUAUGCAAAGCUCCGAUCUUAGUCAAAUGAUUAGCGAACCUGCGCCGAAGUCCUGAUCUAAAUCAAAUGAUUCACGAUUUGUGAAGUUCUGGUCUAAAUCAAAUUAUUUGUGAUAUGUGAUUUGAAUUCCAGAUCUAAGUCAAAUGAUUCGUGAACUGCUCCGAAGUCCUGAUCUAAAUAAAAUGAUUCACGAUUUGCAAAGUUCCAAUCUAAAACAAAUGAUUUGCGAUAAGCGAUUUGUAUUCCCAAUCUAAAUCAAAUGAUUCAUGAUUCGCGAUAUGCAAAGCUCCGAUCUUAGUCAAAUGAUUAGCAAACCCGUGCCGAAAUCCUGAUCUAAAUCAAAUAAUUCAAGAUUUGAAAAGUUCUGGUCUAAAUCGAAUAAUUUGUGAUAUGUGAUUUUAAUUCCAGAUCUAAGUCAAAUGAUUUGCGAACUGCUCCGAAGUCCCGAUCUAAAUCAAAUGAUUCACGAUUUGCAAUGUUCUGAUCUAAAUCAAAUGAUAGGCGAAGUUCUGAUCAAAGUCAAAUGAUUUGGAAAUCCGCUCCGAAGUCCUGAUCUGAAUCAAAUGAUUCACGAUUUGCGAAGUUCCAAUCUAAAACAAAUGAUUUGCGAUAAGCGAUUUGUAUUCCCAAUCUAAAUCAAAUGAUUCAUGAUUCACGAUAUGCAAAGCUCAGAUCUUAGUCAAAUGAUUAGCUAACCCGCGCCCAAGUCCUGAUCUAAAUCAAACGAUUCACGAUUAGCAAUGUUCUGAUCUAAAUCAAAUGAAUUGCAAUAUGCAAUUUGAAUUCCCGAUCUAAAUCAAAUGAUACAUGAAGUUCCGAUCUAAGUCAAAUGAUUCGCGAUUAGCGAAGUUCCUAUAUAAAUCAAAAGAUCUGUGAUAUGUAAUUUGAAUUCCCGAUCUAAAUCAAAUGAUUUACGACACGCGAAGUUCCAAUCAAAGUCAAAUGAUUCGUAAAAUCCGCUCCGAAGUCCUGACCUAAAUCAAACGUUUCACAAUUUGCGAGGUUCUGGUCUAAAUCAAAUGAUUUGCGAUAUGUGAUUUGAAGUCCCGAUCUAAAUCAGUGAUUUGCAAUACGCCAGUUCCAAUCUAAGUGAAAUGAUUCGCGAACCCACUUCAAAGUCCUGAUCUAAAUCAAAUGAUUCGCAGACCCGCUUUGAAGUCUGUAUCUAAAUCAAAUGAUUUACGAUGCACGAUUUGAAUUCCCGAUCUAAAUCAAAUGAAUCACUGCAGUGGAUCCAUUAAUGAGCAAGUGAUGUAUUUCUACAUUUCUCCAAAUCUGUUCCACUGAAAAAACAAACUCAUCUACAUAUUGGAUGGCCUGAGGGUGAGUACAUUUUCAGCCAAUUUUCUUUUUUGUAAACUAUUCCUUUAAGAAUAAAUUAACCAUAUUUAUUGGUGGUCAUAAGGC